Pogona vitticeps (central bearded dragon) is the source of this 656-nucleotide messenger RNA. It is a transcript of the gene CEP20, whose product is annotated as centrosomal protein 20. The record is from RefSeq and is a predicted model, not a curated record. Gene Ontology annotation, biological process: microtubule anchoring; cilium assembly. Lineage: Eukaryota; Metazoa; Chordata; Lepidosauria; Squamata; Agamidae. Gene Ontology annotation, cellular component: centrosome; ciliary basal body; motile cilium. Gene Ontology annotation, molecular function: protein binding.
AAUGCGCUUGCGUGGCCCCGUUUCACAGUUGGUUGCCCGGAGUAGCGUUUGUUUACAUCCGGGAACUUCCUCUUCUUCCGCCUCUGGUUGCCCUUCCCAAGAUGGCGAGUGUAACAGAGCUGAAAGCGGUGUUGAAAGAUAUGCUUGAGAAGAGAGGAACGCUGGGGCAGAUCAAAGCAAGGAUCAGAGCAGAAGUCUUUAAUGCCCUGGAUGACCCAAGUGAACCACGGCCUGUGUUGUCCCACGAGAAUCUUCUCAUCAACGAACUGAUCCGUGAAUACUUGGAAUUUAACAAAUACAAGUACGCUGCGUCUGUCCUCACAGCUGAAUCUGGCCAACCUGAAGUUCCACUGGAUCGGGGAUUUCUCGUUAAUGAACUGAAUAUAGUUGAAGAUCAUAGCAGCAGAUCAGUGCCACUUCUAUAUGGAAUUAUAGCCCAGCUGUUACAUGGGAAUGAGAACAAGGUUAGCUCUGCAUUUCCCAAAGCAUCGUCCUUGCCAUUUUCAAAGUGGAACCUCAGCAAGCCAUCCAACGAAAGGAUGCCAAUAGAUGCUUCUUUGGAGCCAAGAGACACAGCUGGCGCAAGGUUCAAGGAUGCCUUCCCUUCGCAAAACAUACACAGAUGAAAUAAACAGUCACGUAAUGUUUUGUGCAAA